GAGGGUAUAUCAUUCUUCGCGCUAGGGUUCUCUGCCCAAAGAGGGAAGUACAGGGGCGGAGGAGCGGAGGGUUUCAGAGAUCGGCGGAGCUUCGAGGGGAGAAGACUGCAGCAACUUUUCGCCGCCGUGACGAUGCAAGGGAAGCCGAGGAAGGUAAGAAAGGAGGAGGUCGUUACCCGAGAGUAUAACAUAAAUCUCCACAAGCGCCUCCAUGGAUGCACCUUCAAGAAGAAGGCACCAAAGGCAAUCAAGGAGAUAAGGAAGUUUGCACAGAAGGCCAUGGGGACAACUGACGUGAGAGUCGAUGUGAAGCUAAAUAAGCAGAUUUGGAGCCGAGGUAUCAGGAGUGUGCCGAGGAGGGUUCGUGUUCGUAUUGCACGGAAGAGGAACGACGAGGAAGAUGCUAAGGAGGAGUUCUACUCUCUAGUCACUGUUGCCGAAAUUCCUGCAGAGGGGUUGAAGGGGUUGGGCACUAAGGUUAUUGAGGAGGAUGAAUGAGAGUAGAGUCUCAAGCCAACUACAUAGUUUUUGUUACCUGUUUAGCUCGAGGUACUUCAGUUUUGGGUUUAAAUUGUCAUAGUUCCUUGGUGUGUUUUGUCUGGGACUCUGGGUUUUGUUUUUGGAUGCUGGCUGUCCGCAACUUAUUCAUCAGAGGAAAAUCAUGUGCCUUGACUUGACCUGUUCAUUGUUAUCCGAGCUGUCUUGUUUCCGUUUUCUUUACGUUGAAAUUUCAGAACGCUUCUCGCAAUAUCAUAGUCAAUUCUGGAGUCGUAUCC
Molecule: messenger RNA, 776 nt
Organism: Linum tenue
Lineage: Eukaryota; Viridiplantae; Streptophyta; Magnoliopsida; Malpighiales; Linaceae
Source: the annotation of a GenBank genome assembly